AUGAGCUGGCUCUCUGAACUCGAUCAGUUGAUUGAGAAGCUAAAGAGGUGUGAAUACCCAACUGAAGGCGAAGUUCAGGUUCUUUGCCAGAAGGCGAUAGAGGUAUUAGCAGAUGAACCUACGGUGAAAUUUGUUCCUGCGCCUGUAACAGUAUGUGGUGAUAUUCAUGGCCAGUUCUAUGAUCUGCGCGAGCUCUUCUUUGUUGGUGGUCACCCUCCAGAAACCAACUACCUCUUUAUGGGAGAUUAUGUCGAUAGAGGCUUUUAUUCUUUGGAAACAUUCCUUCUUCUUCUUGCUCUUAAAGUUCGCUACCCAAGUCGUAUGACACUCCUUCGUGGAAAUCACGAAUCAAGACAGACAACACAGGCCUACGGUUUUUACGAUGAAUGCCUUAGAAAAUACGGAAAUCCAAACGUUUGGAAAUUAUGCACUGAUGUAUUUGACUGCCUUACACUCUCAGCGGUCGUUGAAAACAAACUCUUCUGCGUCCAUGGAGGUCUAUCGCCUGCAAUUAGCUCUCUCGAUCAGCUUAAAUUACUCGAACGUCGCCAAGAAAUUCCUCAUACAGGACCAAUAUCAGAUCUUCUUUGGAGUGAUCCUGAAGAGAUUGAAGGAUUUACAAUCUCUCCAAGAGGCGCUGGUUAUAUAUUCGGACCUGAUGUUGUUAGCCAGUUCAAUCACUUAAAUAAUUUGGAACUUAUAGCACGUUCCCAUCAGUUAGUUAUGGAAGGAUUUAAGAUGAUGUUCGAUCAGCAACUCGUUACAGUCUGGAGUGCUCCUAACUACUGUUACAGAAGUGGUAAUGUGGCCUCAGUCCUCGAAUGCGAUGAUACAAUGAAUAAGAGCUUCAAGAUUUUCGAUGCUGCUCCACAAAGCGAACAAGGCGGAGUUCCUGAGCGUACUCUUCCUGACUAUUUCCUCUAA
Messenger RNA from Trichomonas vaginalis G3, 924 nucleotides. Its product is annotated as serine/threonine-protein phosphatase PPA2A-related family. Gene Ontology annotation, cellular component: cytoplasm; nucleus. Gene Ontology annotation, biological process: double-strand break repair via homologous recombination; peptidyl-serine dephosphorylation. The record is from RefSeq and is a predicted model, not a curated record. Gene Ontology annotation, molecular function: protein serine/threonine phosphatase activity. Bases 1 to 924 code for a protein of 307 amino acids. The transcript has a single exon. Lineage: Eukaryota; Parabasalia; Trichomonadida; Trichomonadidae.